Messenger RNA from Paramecium tetraurelia, 1350 nucleotides. RefSeq lists its product as uncharacterized. The transcript is spliced from 3 exons. Lineage: Eukaryota; Ciliophora; Oligohymenophorea; Peniculida; Parameciidae. Gene Ontology annotation, biological process: protein dephosphorylation. The record is from RefSeq and is a predicted model, not a curated record. Gene Ontology annotation, molecular function: protein serine/threonine phosphatase activity.
AUGUAAAAGUCUCUUAUUUCUCCUAACAAAUUAUUUGAGCAUCUUCAAAAGAGAAGAGAUGAGUUGAAACAGGCCAGUCUCAAAUCUCCAAUAAUAUCAGCAAAUAAGUAUCUAUCAUAAAGUUCUAUGGAUUAGACACUCAAUUCCAAAUAAUAGGAAUAGUAAACAAUUAAUAGAUAUCAAGAAGACCAGACCUAAAAUACUGUUUUGACUCAAAAUACACAUGUGCGUUAGAACAGUAAAAUCAUAGACUCCAAAGAGAAUUCUAGUUACUUAUCUACUUGCGCCAUGAAUCUACUCAAAAAAAUUAAAUCUGAAAAACUGGUUAGACCUGCACGUGAUCUGGUGUAAUACAAUAAUUCAGAUGUCAAAAAAUAAUACGAGCUUUUGUUAGAUUUGGCGAAAAAACCUUUGAUUGUUAAAUUACUAAAAUAACCUCGUUCUAUUAGUAAUCCUGAGAUAUUAGUACCCUAAUAUUACAUUCAAAAGGCUCAUGGAGAAUCUCAGGCUGGAAUGUUGUAUACAGGGUAAACCAAAAUAAAUCAAGACACUUUCAAGUUAGUUCAAAAAUUCUGUGGGCAAGAGAAUGAUUGGUACUUUCAGGUUUCGGAUGGCCAUGGAACCUAUGGUCAUCAAGUUGCAUAGUUUAUUUAUGAAGCUUUGCCACAAUUAGUAGAAAAAGAGCUAAAAUAACUAUAAAAUUAAUAUGAAAAGAAUAGAUCAAUACAUCAAAUUUUGAAAUAAUGUUUUACAAGGGCUAAUUAGGAUUUGUUAAAAAGUGGAAUUGAUGUAACAUAUUCUGGCUCAACUACUGUUGUUGUAGUAGCCUUCAACAAUGAAUUGCAUUGUGCCAAUAUAGGAGAUAGCAGAGCCAUCAUUGGAAGAUAUGAUGGCAAACUCUCUGUAGUUGAACUAUCAAAGGAUCACAAACCUGAUUGUUUUUUAGAAUAGACUCGUAUAUUGAGUAGAGGUGGAAGAGUACUUCCUUAUAGUGAUGAAGAGGGAUAAGCAAUUGGACCAGCAAGAGUUUGGGUAAUGCAUGAGGAUGUCCCUGGCUUAGCUAUGUCUAGAAGUUUUGGAGAUUAUGUUGCUAGUUAAGUUGGAGUGAUUUGCGAGCCAGAAAUUCUUAGACACUCCUUAUUAGAAUCUGAUAAGUUUGUCAUUAUUGCAUCUGAUGGUAUUUGGGAGUUUUUGUAAAACGAUUUAGUUGUUCAAAUUGUCUAUGAAUUUUAUAAGAAAGGGGAUGUGAAUGGUGCAUGUGUUAGAUUAAUAUAAAUUGCAAGAGAAGCCUGGCAAAGAGAAGACGAAGUCAUAGAUGAUAUUACUCUAAUUAUAGGGUUUUUUAAAUGA